Messenger RNA from Aspergillus affinis, 1509 nucleotides. Its product is annotated as MFS transporter. The coding region runs from base 1 to 1509 and encodes 502 amino acids. The record is from RefSeq and is a predicted model, not a curated record. Gene Ontology annotation, molecular function: transmembrane transporter activity. The transcript is spliced from 5 exons. Gene Ontology annotation, biological process: transmembrane transport. NCBI's taxonomy places the organism in Eukaryota, Fungi, Ascomycota, Eurotiomycetes, Eurotiales, Aspergillaceae.
AUGGCCAUCGGGAAACUAUGGCUUAGUCGCAAGAAGCAUGCCGAGCCUCCAAUCUUCCUCGAGUGGAGAUCUUCCAGCCCCUUUAUCAUCUUCGUCGUUGUCUUUGCAGUUUUUACGGAUAUCCUGCUCUAUGGAUUGAUUGUCCCUGUGACGCCGACCGCUCUGCACGAACGAGUCGGUCUAUCAGAGGGUGAAGAACAACGGUGGACGUCGAUCUUACUAGCUCUAUAUGGAGCUGCGCUGUUGGCAUUCUCGCCUAUCGCAGGCUACAUCGCCGAUAAAAUCCAAUCUCGGUGGUGGCCUUUGAUGAUCGGCUUGAUUGCCCUGGGCGCCGCGACUGCUCUCCUUUGUGUCGGGAAUCAUAUGGGCCUCUGGGUUGCGGGUCGUUUGUUUCAAGGAGCGUCUGCGGCCGUCGUGUGGACGGUGGGUUGUGCUCUCGUCGUUGACACGGUAAAAAGGGAUGAGUUAGGCCAGGCCAUAGGCUACAUAGGAAUGGGAAUGACUUUGGGGAUUAUGGGAGGUCCUCUUCUGGGAGGUGUCAUUUACGAGCACGGUGGAUACUACGCGGUGUUUGGGCUGGCAUUUGGGCUGGUCGGGCUGGAUAUCGUGUUCCGACUGGUCAUGAUCGAGAAGAAGCACGCCGUGCGAUGGCUUCCACGCGAUACGGCCCGGGAGGAAGCACAAGACAAGGAGAUCACGGCACAUACCCAGGAGACGGACAACCAAAAGUCGCUCGAUAAACCUCAACCUACCUCUACAUCGUCCGGACAAUUACCGAAUGCCCCCGAACCCCCUACCGAGUCCGAUGCAGCUCCGGCUCAAUCCGUGACUCCACAACCUCGGAAGAAGGCCCUGGGAGCUCUCCAGCAUCUACUGGCAUCCGAGCGCAUGCUAGUAUCUUUAUGGGCCUAUUUCAUCGUCUCCGUCGUUCUCACCUGCUUCGACAGCGUCCUUCCCCUCUACGUUGAGGAGACGUUCGGCUGGGCGCAGACGGCACAGGGACUUAUUUUCAUUCCCCUAUCGGUUCCCCAUAUCCUCGAUCCCCUGGUCGGGUAUGUCAUCGACAAGUACGGCGAAUCCCGACGCUACAUGGCAGGCGGGGCACUCAUCGCCAGCGUUCCGAUCCUGGUACUUUUGCGAUUCGUCACCCACAACUCUAUGGGUCAGAAGGUGCUCCUGUGUGCUCUGUUGACACUGACCGGAGUCUGUAUUGCCGUUCUCCUGCCCCCAGUCAUGGUCGAGGCGUCCUACGUGGUGCAAGACAUGGAGGAGCAGACCCCGGAGAUUCUCGGCAAAGGCGGCGCGAUGGCACUCUCCUACGGUCUCUUGAACUCGGCCUUUGCGGCGGGGACCAUCGUCGGGCCCUUUUUUGCCGGCUUCAUUCGCGAGAGUGCUGGAUGGGGGACAAUGACUUGGGCGAUGGCUAUCUUGACGGGGGUGUCGGCCGUUCCGUCGUUGUUGUGUCUGGGAGGCUUCCGACUGAAGCGGAGAAAGAGUGUUGGCAGUUAG